AUGAGCUUGCACCUGGCCGAGUGGCCGGAGACCGAAAAGUCUGUGUCACUCACUCUCGAAUUCAACGACUGGAACGGACGAACAGAUACGUGCGAACUGAGCGUACACAUAGACGACGAGCGAAAUAUGGUUGAUUUGAAGCGGUUCUGGGAACAGCAGUUCUUUGACAUCUGGGAGAAGGUUUUCGGGUAUGGUCGUGAAAGGUUCGACUAG
Messenger RNA from Gregarina niphandrodes, 213 nucleotides. RefSeq lists its product as hypothetical. NCBI's taxonomy places the organism in Eukaryota, Apicomplexa, Conoidasida, Eugregarinorida, Gregarinidae. Bases 1 to 213 code for a protein of 70 amino acids. The record is from RefSeq and is a predicted model, not a curated record. The transcript has 2 exons.